Messenger RNA from Aphanomyces astaci, 968 nucleotides. RefSeq lists its product as hypothetical. The transcript has a single exon. Lineage: Eukaryota; Oomycota; Saprolegniomycetes; Saprolegniales; Verrucalvaceae. The record is from RefSeq and is a predicted model, not a curated record. The annotation marks the transcript as partial.
GAAAUAUAUAAUGCCACGGAUAUUACAGCACGUACAUGUGCCAGUGAAGUCGCGGCGGCGGCAUCUGCUCGGCCUCCUGUCUUCCGACCCGAGCACACCAUCGCGUUCCAGCAUCGUCGUCUACUUCCACGGCUUUCCCGACCUGUCCGUGCACCCAGAUACGUCGGUAACUCCGGCGUUUGCCAGCCGCUUCCCGAGAAAGCUGAACGAGCUCCUGCCUCUUUCGUUUGACCUGCUCUGUGUCAACUUUUCAGGGCUCCCAGGCUCCGAUCAUGAUGUACCCUACCGAAGCAAACUACUAAGCCAUGAGGUGGACGAUGCCGAUGCUAUCAUUGCGUUCUGCGAGCACGAGUUACGGAUGCGGCAUGUUCACAUAGUUGGCCUCUCCACGGGGGCGAUCCUGGCGUCGCUUGUGCGGAAUCAUGUCGUGCACACUUCACUCCGGUCCAUUUCUGUAGUCGCAGGCAUCGCAGACACGACGGAAGGCGUGCACUUGGAUUUCUCCAUCGAUCAACAAGCCCAAGCUCAAACCGACGGCUUCUGCCUCACUCCGUUCUACUGGCCACCCAAUUGGCCACUCCCUCCUGACGCUGUCGACGUGGACAGUUCUACGGGAAAGCUUUGGCGCCCGCUAGAUCAUGGAUACCUUGCGGACAUGGUGGCAUUGGAUAUUGGGGUGAGCGUUGGCCUAGGAAAAGUCCCAUUCCUUGUCAUCCACGGCGAUCACGACAAGAGCAUCCCGUGGCAGCAGGGAGAGGCUUUGUUCUCCGCUGCCGCCCACCCCAAGGAAUGGCUCUUGAUCAAGGGGGCGAACCACCUCUUGACGAAUGCGAAGCAUGUGAAGAAAGCUGUGGCCGAGAUACAAGCGCACAUGCUCGCGUCGGAAGCGGCGGCGGCAUAACUCCAUUUGAUAGAAUGGUCAACGUAGUCACGUUAGCAUGAAUUGCUGUGAUAGAUUGUUGUGUACU